This is a messenger RNA of Rhipicephalus sanguineus (brown dog tick), 7013 nucleotides long. RefSeq names its product serine/threonine-protein phosphatase 6 regulatory subunit 3 (gene fmt). Gene Ontology annotation, molecular function: protein phosphatase binding; protein phosphatase regulator activity. Gene Ontology annotation, cellular component: cytosol; nucleus. Bases 982 to 4044 code for a protein of 1020 amino acids. NCBI's taxonomy places the organism in Eukaryota, Metazoa, Arthropoda, Arachnida, Ixodida, Ixodidae. The transcript has 24 exons. The record is from RefSeq and is a predicted model, not a curated record.
CUGCUGCUGCUGAUGCUGGCUGCCAUCUUGAACAGUGCUCUGUGGUGCUCCGCUUUCAACGCUAAGACAGCCUGACAUGAUGUUCGGCCGCGAACGGACCGUUAAUUCAGCGUGCCCACAUCGCUCGCCGAAGAGUUCAUCCCAUCUGAGUCCCGCUGUCGGCGCCCUACGACUGUAACGUUUUUAGGAACCCCCUAAACCUUGUAAGCAGGUGGAGAAAAAAAAAAAUAAGAGCCAACCGCCGCUGUUCAGAUGCGAGGCACAGUUCUCAAGUCACGCUGAUCGCACGUUGAAUCGCCGUAGGCCCGUUAAAACUUGGCUUAUCGCGCAAUCGUCAGCCUCAGCUGCCUUUUUGAAGCUGCAGCAUCAGAGAGCCGUCAUUUCGAAAAGCGUGGUGACCAGAGAGGACUGGAGUGACCAGCGAACACCGCUGUUCUGUGCGUGCGUUAGUGUUUGUGAACUUUUUCUUUUUUUCCAAUUGCGCCCAUUUCUUCGUCUUCUCUCGUUCGUUCCAGUGUGAACGGCUGUUUUUGUAGGCCUAAAAAAACUAUAAGCAGAAAAAGAUUUGAGCGUGCUCUGAGGAAGUGGCUUUAGAGGUGUGUUUUUUUGACGUCCCGUGUCUUUCUUAGCCACUACGCUCCCUCGGUGGACCGACUUGAGGAUUUUUGUGACUGUGGAGAAAAUGUGUUCGUAAACUUUUGCAGAGAACGCUGUCAACGUUACCAAAGAUUCGUUUCGAGAGAAAAAAGCACGCUGCUCUCCGAGCCCACUUGAAAGGUCUGACGCUUCGGUGCUAAAUCGUGAAGCGCGCUUGAACCUCAGCCGCUUCGUAUGAUGCGUCUAAACGCGCUUAACUCUUCACCUUGCGGUUGAAAGCAAAAAACCGAUCGACAGCCCGCCGAGACUGAGUGCCCGAGAAAAACUCCUCCGAUCGUCGGCAGGUAUUACGGAAGCAACCGAUUCUCAAAGCCAGCCGUCACCAUGUUCUGGAAAUUCAACCUGAUCACCACAUCGCAUGUGGAAACGCUGCUCAGCAAAGAGAAUGUGACGCUGAGAGAGCUGAUGGACGAGGAAGACAUUCUACAGGAAUGCAAGGCACAGACGAAACGACUCAUAGAAUUCCUCGUGAAACCAGAAGUCAUGGACGAGCUCGUCGACCUGAUCACUCACGAGCCGCCAGAGGACGUCGACGAAAAGAUGAGAUACAAGUACCCGAACAUAGCGUGCGAGAUCCUGACGUCCGACGUGCAGCAGAUCAACGACACACUUGUUAGGAGCGAGACGCUGAUGGCCAAGUUGCUUGGCUUUCUCGACAACGAGCCACCUCUCAACCCCCUGCUGGCCAGCUUCUUCACCAAGACGGCCGGGAUCCUCGUCGCACGAAAGGCUGACUCUAUGUUCUACGUGUGCAUGCAGAAGGAGAACUUUGUUCCCUUGCUGCUGAAGCACAUCGAGACUUCGGCUAUCAUGGACUUGCUCCUAAAGUUUGUCGCUUGCACCGACAGUGAAGCGUUGCGGGCUUCCAUCACGCAGUGGCUGGACAAGGCGCAAGUGGUGCAGCAGUUGGUUGCGCUGAUUGACCCCGGCUGCUCUGAGGAGAAGCACAGCAAUGCCGCGGAGGCGCUCUGCGAGAUGAUCAAACUGAGCCGCGAGCAGAUGUCGUUGCUGCAGGAGAAGGCACCGGCAGACCCACUUUUGGAGUCACUUGAAUCGACGGAGACGGUGGCUGCACUUCUGGAGCACAUGUUCUCUGGGGACCGAACGUGCGAAUCGGUCUUUGUCAAUGGCAUCUCUGUACUGCUGUCAUUGCUGGAGUUUCGAAAGCAAGGGCUGGCUGGUCAGCAGCAGCAGCAGCAGCAACAGCAGAACAGCAAUAACGCCGACGGGCCCAACGGCGGGGGACUUGGAGGCGGCAGCAGCGGAGGCACCGGCAUGAUGCAGAACGAGACGGCCUGCUUUGCUUCCCUCUUCUUCCGCUCGGAGAAUGCGGAGCAGAUGACGGCGCUCGACGUUGAGCGGCUCCGUGCCGGCGUGGACAAAGUGCUGGCCGCAGUGCUCCCGCGCCUAGGAGACUUCCUCAAGCUACUCAUGGACCCACCGCAGAAAUUAUGCUGGACGACGACAUUUGGUGUGCUGGACCCGCCACUUGGACAGACGCGCCUCGAGGUUUGCCACUUGGUGAAUGCCCUCAUAAACUCCAACAACGACGACGUGAACAAGAAACUGGCAGAACUGGGAGCCCUGCCUACAAUUCUUGACCUGUUCUUCGAGUACUCGUGGAACAACUUUCUGCACACGCAAGUGGCGCAGUUGGUGAGUGCGGUUAUUAGUUCAGCGCACUCGCUCGACCAGGAGGGCAACAAAGUGCACCCGCUGCUAGAUCAGCUGCUGGGAAGCUGCACGCUGGUGCAGCGAUGCCUGGACGCCUGGGACGCCAACAACCUUGAACAAUCACAACCCGGUAAACACCGGCGCGGCUACAUGGGCCACCUGACGAAAAUCGUCAAUGACAUCGUCACUGCAGCAGAUGGCGGGAACAACUCCGAGAUUGUGCGAGAGAGGUUAAAAGACCUUCCCGAGGACAUGCAGGGACGGUGGAAGACGUUUACGACGGAGACGCUUGUAGAAAUAAACAAGAAAAACACCGUAUCGUUGGGCGGCGGAAUGCCCAAUGUGUCCAGCACGGAUGAGGACGAAUGCAUCGAUCUUCGCGACGUCAGCUUCCACCAAGAAGCAGCACUUCAGCAGGUUUUCCCAAGGUCUGUGCAGCAGGCCUUUUCUGAUUACCAGAUGGAGCAGGUGACCAGCAACUUCGUCGAGCAGUUUGGCUUCAACGACGACGAGUUUGUCGAGGCUGACGAAAACCUCGUCGGCCAGCUCGACCAAUUGGCGAGAGCAAACUUUCAGCUCCCGCCCGAGGUUAACAUGCAAAGUCAAGCUGAGCUCUUUGAGCGCAUCUGCCGAGAAAAGGUUCAGACAUUGGACGACGCAGAUAGUGACGACGACAUCUGGGACGACAAGGAAGUUGUCCUUUCACCAGACACGCGUGGACGCAGGAGGUUGACUGACGACAGCGAGGAGCCGUACAGCAGCGACUCGGACGACGAGAAUGGCCCGCGGCCCUCUGCCGUCGCCACGUCAAGCGAGGAGGUCAAGAUGGACGUUGACCAGGCGGCUGAGCAUGACGCCACAGUUGCCAUGGACACUACGAGUCCGUGGGAGAAUGCUGCGACCUCGAAUGUUGAUUCUGGUUGGGCUACGUUCGACAACUUUGCCAACUUUGGCGCCGCCAACUUCGAGGCCGCUGCAGACACGACAACUCCAGCCAUGCCAGUUGCCAUGGAAACGUCGGACCAGGUGCCGUCGUCACCUGCACUCGAGGGUGCUGCAGCUUCAUCGCCACAGCCCUCGAUCGAGCCGGAUUCGACGAAAUGCCCCGAAGUCACUCCAGCGACAGUGCCAGCGAUCGUGCCAGAGAUUGGUGGCCAUUGUGAGCCAAGUGCAGCCGAGCAAAAGCCCACGGUGGAGUCAACGGUCGGCGACCUCCCCAAGGCUGAGUGCCCCGACAGCAGUGCGCCGAAGCCUUCCACGUCCAGCUCGGCCGUCAACUGCAUCGAGCUCAACUCAGCGGAAGUCAGCUCUUCGGCAGACACGAGCGUCCAAGAAAACCGCGUGCCAGAGCCCAUAGACGGACCUGCCGACUCUACACCUGCCUGCACGGACAGUGGUGAUGCGUCGAAGCCGGUUGCCAUGCCGACCUGUGCCAACGGCCCCGUGCCCUCUUCCGUGGAGCCGCCAAAGACCUGCAGUGCUACGCAGAUAUCAACGCAAAGGCUAGAAGACUCAAGCAAGGCCAACGGCAGUGGCACAAGUGCCGACGAGGUCGUCACGGCGACCACCACCACCACAACGGCGGCGCAGCCGGCGCCAAGUGCGGCCGACGGCACCGACCCCUCUGCCCCGACUACAACCACGAUGCCAUCGACGACGGCGACGCUUCCUCAACCGCCAACUCAACCCCAAGUGCAGAAUGGACCUCUUUGAAACAUUUAGAAAGUCUUGCUGCUGCCUCAGUGGAAAGCGAUUUUUUUUUAGACCUUAUUCCUCCGGCUGUAAGUUGGGAAAGAAACCAAGAAAAGGACUUGCACCAUGUGCCGGAGUGAAGAAAGAUGGUGUCGUGUUCUGGACUUGUUUGCGAAGAGGACACAUGAGUUUUUUUCUUUGUCAUUUUUUUUCUUUCCAGCCAUCCCUGAUGCAGGUUCAAGAGAUAAUCGUUUCGUUAAUGUCUUCUCUUACUCUUUAAAAGUAUGCUUGUUUUCUUGCUUUUUUUCUCUUUUCUUUAUCCCCUCUACGCUUCCAGUAGUCACUUCUCGUGUGGUUGCAUCCUCGCGCUUGUGGUCUUGGAGGGGACUGGUGUGGCGCGGAAGCAUGCAGCAAAAAAUCUUCAUCUCUGUUCCGCCGCUGCCGCAGGGAGUCCGCAGCGGCCAUUCUAGUUUCAGUACAAUGCGCGGUUACCGCUAGCACUAAACGAAUUAUGUGCCGUGGAGUUUUGUUCUUUACGAGCCGGUGUUCCAACUUCCCAUCUUCUUCCAUCGAUCCGGGAAGUACUGUGUCAUAGGUUGCAAGAAUAACAAUCAUAUUUAGCGGCGCUUCUCACCUGAACGUGGGAAAUGACAGGUGCGCUGGGGAUGUGUGCUGCGUUCAGUAUCGCAUGGGCUGCUUUAGCUUAGAGUUUGAGAAACAGCAACUUUUUUUUUUCUUAAUUUGUGCUUUCGAGCUUCUUUUUGUGUGUGUGUGUGUGUCGUGUGUGCAUACAGACUGUUCUGUAGCCUGUCAGUCACAUAAUUCAUCACUCUUUUGUCUUUGCUAGUUGCCGUAGUGUCUUGGGCCAAAUCUGAGCGGAAGCGAGACUCGCUCCAAUACGUUGCAAGGCCGCUUUGGUUAUCACCAAGUCUGCCGCCGUUCGAAUGUCGUCACCUUUCUGCGUUUUGUUGAAGCUGGCUACUACAGUGCGCUUAAAUACUUGUUUCGCUUUUCCUUUUACUUGCCGCUGUCUUCUUUUUCUAUAGGUUACAUGACUCCGCAAUUCACAUUACUAGGACACUGGGGCACAGCUCACGGCAAGAUUUUGAGAAAUUUUGCUUUGUCUUAUGAAAGGAUUAUCUUGUAAUGUAGCCAUUUGUUUCUAGCGUCACUUGUUCUUUAUCGACCCUCCCUUGCAUCUCGCAUCAGGAGCGAUGUGUGGUUGCCGUUACGCUGUUGGCAAAAAUAUUUCUUGCCUUCCCCAUAUCGGUGGCAAAGAAAGUGGACGUUUCUCAAACUUGUGUUUCGGGAAGAACAGCCAACUCUCGGCACUCGCUUAUGUAGAAGUCAUCAUUGUCGCGGUCGAAAUUUGCCCGCUCACUGCUGAGAGUCUCGCUGUGACCAGUUGAGCAGCCAGCAUCGGAAAGAGCGUGCCUGUUGAGAUGCCGCCGGACAAAUCGGUCACUGUGCUGGAUUCCGUUGGCUAUGCAAGCAAAACACUGAAGUGCUGGAACUUUUUUUUUUCUCAAAGUAGGUGCUGUGGCUGGAGGGCACUUCAGUGAGGAGGUCGCCCGCUUUCUCGAACAGAACAGUUGUCGAGACAUGCGCCUGCUCUUGGUUGCGCGUUUUUCACGCAAUUGCGAGUUUCAAGCGUCUCUGCGAUUGCGUUGCGACUACAGGUACGACGAUCCCGAUGCGCCACUGAAAAAAAACUACGGUGUCUGCAAGCCUUGAUGCCAUGUUUUUUGUUCUUUUUUGCUUUGCCUCAUUCACAAGGGUGACUAGCCUCUGCACUGCACUUAGCUUUUGGAAGCAGCCGCAUUGGUAGGCGCAUGUAAAUAAAAAGUGUGUGCUGUGCUCGCAGGCCUCGAAAUGACUCCGAAGCAGCCUCCAAGGUGGCGCUGUAUCUUCUAAAGGGAACGUUAACGCGACGUUCCUUUUCAAGGUGGGGUCCGAUGCGGUAUCGAGGCAGCGUAGACUUCUAGGAAUUGUAUACAGGGUGGGGUAGUAGUCAUUUUACAUUGCACCACGAGAAGGAGAGUGUUAAAAAAUAUAUAUCGUGGUAAAAAGCACGAAAUACUUGUAAUGUCUGUGGUUUUCAUUAGAUGACCUCUCAAUUGCUUUCACUAGGUUUCAGUUUCGCUCACUAGGUGGACAGUGACGGCUUUGCCACGAUGCACGACACCGAGAGGAGGUCUCUGUGUGGUAGGGCACCGUUGAUGGCGGUGGCAUUUUGUAGUGGAGCUUAACGUGGUGCAGGCAUUUUACAUUUUUGCGUGGAAGAGGAGAUACGGUAUGGUGGCUGAACCUUGCGUGUUUUUGCAGACUUUUUUUUCUUCUCCUCAUCCCACUCACCUUACUGGUGUAGGCUAAGAGUGGCAGAAGCUCGAAAACAUCACGUUUGCGCGAGUGUUAGAGGUUGUAGCGGUCUCUCUGUCAUAAACCCCAGCCUUCACUACUUUUGCAGCCGCCAGGGGGACAGGCUAGUGUCGUCCCCUGGCGGUCAGGCAUCAACCCUCGCUCCUUACUGGUGUAGGCUAAGAAUAGCAAAAGCGCGAAAACUUCACGUUUGUGCGAGUGUUAGAGGUCGUAGCGGUCUCUGUCAUAAACCCCAGCCUUCACUACUAUUGCAGCCGCCAGGGGGACAGGCUAGUGUCGUCCCCUGGCGGUCGGAGUGAUAAGCUCCUUAUGGAGUCAAUUUGGGUGGGGGCAGUGAGCAGUACAGGCGACGAAGUGCCUUCCGACGGACCUUCGAGAGUGAAACUCGGUAAUCUGAUCAAACUUUUGUGGUUGUUCGUCACGACAGGAUUUUUGAGCGCCCUAUGGGGGGAGAAAUGUCUCCAUAAAAAAAAAAAAAGCCGGCAUGCAGGUUGCUUGCGGUUCUUACGUACCUGUGCUCUCUCUACACACGGUAGAGCAGUGCUUGAGACAUGCCUUGGGCGAUCGGGAUUGCUGUGCGCGUCGCUGGCUUUUCAUUCCCCCCUCCACAA